UCAGUCCGGGCAGCACUUUGCGGGUUCCCUCCAACCCAUGACUUCACGCCACUAAUCUGCUUCCUAUGCACCAGCGAUACGAUUGUGUCGCAGCGUCCCUACACGCUGACCAAGCAUCUGUCGGGAUACAAGCUCUCCCUCUCUCCCCCUCUCUCUCUCCCUCUUUCUCUCGCGCCGUGCUCGUCCCCUGCCGCCCAGGGAGCCAUCACGACGGCGCAUCUCGACGCGUACAUGGAGCUCCCGCUGUCGUCGUGACUGUUCACCCGCCGCCUCUCACCGCCGUUGAAGCUGCCGCAGCGUCCACGCGCCACCGCGCGCUCUCUCCCCCGCAGCCAUGGGCACCGUCCUCUCCAUAUCCCCGGCGACCAAGAAGGCGUCCAUCAUGGACGCCGAGCUCGCCAAAAACGACAAGAGCCUCAAGCGGCACUCGAUGUUCGUCUCCCUCUCCUGGAAGAAGCUGGUGUCCAAUUCGGCCAAGAAGAGUGCCAAGAAAGUGACCCCGAACCCGCUGCCCGCGCGCGACCUCCCGUCCGGCGGCCAGGUGGCUCAGCUCAACAGCGAAAACAGCAGGAAGACGCACCAGACCGAGGAGAGGAAGCCCAAGGCGCCCAUCCCGGUGCCGGUGCCCACGGUGCCCACGCUGAGCAAAGAGGCCCCGGUCCAGAACGGGAGGCUCGUCACGGUCCAGAAGCAGCCCAGCAGCCUGUCUCUGGUGUCACCCAGGCGGAUAGUUAUACAGGCGUCCACCGGGGAGCUGCUGCGCUGCUUGGGGGACUUCUUGUGCCGCAGGUGUUUUAAACUGAAGGAGCUGAGCAGCGCGGAGGUGAUCGUCUGGUUCCGCAACAUCGACCGGACUCUUUUGCUCCAGGGCUGGCAGGACCAAGGCUUCAUCACGCCGGCCAACCUGGUGUUCGUGUACCUGCUGUGCGAGGACACGAUAGCGGACGGCAUCGACAGCCUGGCCGAGCUGCAGGGCACCUUUCAGACCUGCCUGUACCUCGCCUACUCGUACAUGGGCAACGAGAUCUCGUACCCGUACAAGCCGUUCAUGAUGGAGGCGAACCGGGAGGUCUUCUGGGAGACGUCGCUACGGAUCGUCAACAGGCUGAGUGCCAAAAUGCUGCAGCUCAAUGCGGACCCGCACUUUUUCACCGAGGUCUUCCAGGACCUCAAAAACCAACGAGAUACGAGCGAGGCGAACCUGGACCGCUGACCAAAAAGAAAGAAAAAAACACACACACACAAGACCAGUGGGUUUUUUAUUUAAAAAGAUGAAUGUUUUGCAGAAUCACACAACUGUGGUUUUGAAUGUAAGAGGCCGACGUGGAAGGCUCGUCGCGUCUGGGAUGAAUCCCCCCCCCCCCUCUCUCCCUCCAACGAUGUUAGACGACCCCGGAGUGGCGUUUAUAGGCCGCCGCGUAGGAGACUUCAUAUACAUGCAUGCCUAUGGUCCCUUUGUCCUCUUUUGUCUUUUGUCCCCGUUUUCGUGGCACGGAUCACGUCCUACGUGACGCUCAACCCCCACCUUCAUUUAUUCCAUAAUUAGCCUAGGUGUGUACGUGUGUGUGUGUGUGUGUGAGAGAGGUGGAGCUGUCCGGGGUGCUGACCUGUGCGGCCGUUUGUCCUGCUCUGCCUGCUAUUCGAGGCGCCUCGCCACAACACAGCGUGGCUUAAGAGGACCAGAGCAAACCAGGUACACCUUCAGCACAUAAGCCUAAGCCUUGUAAGUACAGGUAUAUACUGCAUAUUGUGCUUUUUUUAGAUUCUCUACCAGCUAGGUAAGCUGUUCAACACGCAGCAGAUGACCCUGUUGCUAUAAAGGGGAGAAAACCCCAUGGACAUCUAUUGGUAUCAGAGGUCUGCUGGUGAUGUGUGUGUCUUCAUACCUGAUUAGAAUGUAACUUAGUCCAGCGUCUGUGAUCAAAACGAGCAAUUUGUCCUGUAAGCCACCUCCAACUGAAUUAGGAUAAGUUCUGUAGGUAACAUUCGAUGGGCCCGGCGGGUCGACGCGUGUCUCCCGUCUGGGACGUGAUGAACUGCACGAUAAAAAAAAGGCCCAUACAGCAAGAUUCUCAAACCCAAGCCACCCGUUGUGUGUUGCUGUUCAAUACGACGCAGAGGCCAACGUUAACUAGAGACCAAAUGGAAUGUACAGAUUGUAAGAGAUUGUUUUAAAAUCUCACACGUGCCAACUAUCCACUACUCCUGGCCUGAAACGUUGUGGUUUACAUAUUCCACAUUUUAGGUGUGCUGUGUAUUUCGUUUUGAAUCUGCCUGUUUUUUUUUUGAGAGGAGGCUGUCCAAGAGCGUAAUGAUCAACUGGUUGUUCGUGGCCUGCUCUGUAAAUGCUCCGUGAGUUCCGCUGGGUUUAAAUCACCCCGAGCGCAGUCAGUUCAGGGAGGAUGUCUCCUCGCGAUGUAAAUAUUGAAUGUGAACGCUUCGCUAUUAAGUGACCCAUCGUUUGCACACGUCAUUGCCGCCGCGUUCUAUGAGCUGAGCGCGAUGUGACUCUUUGAGCUUAUAGGGCGACCUCGACAGUAUUUAUUCAGUAUUAUGCUUGUGAGUGAUCAUUGUGAUGUUGUGCUGUGAGUCCAUUGCUUGGAUAUAAUGCUGCUAUUUUUGCACAGUCGUGAACAAACAUUUGAUGUUUUGCACAGUGGUGUAACAUGAGGGUUGUGUUCCAGUGUCUCCCCGUCAGGCACUGAGGUCUUCUCCGUUCAUUUUGCCGUUAGCAUCAACAGGUUUCGCUCUACAAGGAGCGUGUGUGAACUAGGUGGGUUUUUUCCUCACACUUUUCUUUUGUGUCAAUUAUGGAAAGUGGUAUUUAGAUGUGCCUGUUGUCUGUGGUUGCACCACAGUUUGCAUUCACUAUAUGUUGAUAAAAGGUCAAUGGAGUAAGUGUUUAUGGUGACAAUGAUGAAAUAAAUCCAAAAUCUAUUCAAACGCA
Messenger RNA from Pungitius pungitius (ninespine stickleback), 2947 nucleotides. RefSeq names its product cyclin-dependent kinase 5 activator 1-like. Gene Ontology annotation, cellular component: growth cone; cytoplasm; protein kinase 5 complex. The transcript has a single exon. Lineage: Eukaryota; Metazoa; Chordata; Actinopteri; Perciformes; Gasterosteidae. Bases 335 to 1213 code for a protein of 292 amino acids. Gene Ontology annotation, molecular function: protein kinase binding; cyclin-dependent protein serine/threonine kinase activator activity. Gene Ontology annotation, biological process: axon guidance; brain development. The record is from RefSeq and is a predicted model, not a curated record.